Molecule: messenger RNA, 927 nt
Organism: Nannospalax galili (Upper Galilee mountains blind mole rat)
Lineage: Eukaryota; Metazoa; Chordata; Mammalia; Rodentia; Spalacidae
Product: olfactory receptor 5B3-like
Exons: 1
Coding region: 4-927 (307 amino acids)
Biological process (GO): G protein-coupled receptor signaling pathway; sensory perception of smell
Cellular component (GO): membrane
Molecular function (GO): olfactory receptor activity; G protein-coupled receptor activity; odorant binding
Source: RefSeq, a predicted model, not a curated record
CUGAUGGAGAACAGGACAGAAGUGACACAGUUCAUUCUGUUGGGACUCACCAACGACUCAGGCCUGCAGGUUUCCCUCUUUAUCACCUUCCUCCUUAUUUACACCAUCACCUUGGUUGGGAACCUGGGGAUGAUCCUGCUGAUUCUCUUGGACUCUCGGCUCCACACUCCCAUGUACGUUUUCUUAGGUAACCUGUCUCUGGUGGAUUUCUGUUACUCUUCGGCUGUCACUCCAAAAGUUAUAGCUGGACUCCUAAGAGGAGACAAGGUUAUGUCCUACAAUGAUUGUGCUGCUCAGAUGUUCUUUGUUACAGGACUUGCUACUGUGGAAAAUUACCUUUUGGCCUCAAUGGCCUAUGAUCGAUAUGAAGCAGUGUGUAAACCCCUGUACUAUACCACCACCAUGACGACAAGAAUGUGUGCAGGGCUGGCCAUAAGCUGUUAUGCCUGUGGUUUCCUGAAUGCCUCCAUCUAUACUGCAGACACAUUCAGUCUCUUCUUCUGUAAAUCCAACAUAGUUCAUCACUUUUUCUGUGACAUACCAGCAGUCAUGGUUCUCUCUUGCUCUGAUAGAUGUGUUAACGAGUUGGUUCUUGUUUGUGUAGCCAGUUUCAAUAUCUUUUUUGCUCUUAUAGUAAUCUUAAUAUCCUAUCUAUUGAUUUUUAUCACAAUUCUAAAGAUACAUUCAGCUGCAGGACAUAGGAAGGCUAUUUCCACCUGUGCCUCCCACUUCAUUGCUGUUUUAAUUUUCUAUGGGACUGUCAUCUUCAUGUACAUGCAGCCCAGCUCCAGUCACUCCAUGGACACUGAUAAAAUUGUAUCUGUAUUCUACACAAUGGUCAUCCCCAUGCUGAACCCCCUGGUCUACAGCCUGAGGAACAAGGAGGUCAAGAAUUCAUUCACAAAGAUUGUUUUCAGGGUAAAAUAG